GUGCUAAUGGAGGAAGAAGAGUUAACUAAUGUUACAACUUUAGUCCAUGUUAUUUCAAAUUAGUCCACGAUCUUAGUGAACACGUUAACUAUCCCCAAGUAUAUAGCUAGAGGUUGUCAUAUGGAAGCACACCGAAAUCUUCGCCAUGGACCGUAGUAAUUAUUCCUUCAUAAACGCGCAUGCACUAAAUCAAAAACACCACACCAAUGGAAACCGUCAAUAGGCGUAACUUAAUAUUAAGGAACCCCUAUAUUAAGUUAUGCCCCGGACUUGUGGUCUGCAGAUAUACCCUCCUCAACAUGUAGGUGUCUUCUGAACAAUUUGAAAGUGGUUAAAAAGCUGUUGUAUACAUAACUUUGAGGCAUGUCAUUUAUUUACGGUCCCUAACCAUCAGCAGAUCGCUGUAUUCGUCGUUCGAUAUACCGGGUUGUUAGUUUCGCUGAGGCCGGGAAAACAGGACCAGAAAUCGGGGUUAGAAUAUCUGUUGAAUGCCCAAUAUCGAAUAUCAACGCAACUUUACCUGGGUCAUAUUUUAACAAUAUAACGAAUCGGCAAAGCUAGCUAAAUUACUCUCCAAACUUGGGCAGUGAGUGGCAAAAAAAACCUAACCAAGCUAUUUUAAAUAUUGUAACACGACGGGAGACGAAAACAUCCACAAUUCCAGGACCACUGUCCAAGCCUCCUGGUGCUGUACAUGUAAUCGUUAACUUCAGUCUUGCAAUACAUUGCGACGACAACAAGAUGGGGGUGCGUGAGACAGUCAAGGCAGUUUUAUUCUCUCUCUACAUCUGUCAUGUUUUUGGUGGGGGUGCGUGGGAACUCACCCUGCUUCAUACCAACGAUGUCCACGCAAGAGUCGAAGAGACAAGCGUGGACUCUGGCAAAUGCACAAAUGGUGAUUGUUUUGCUGGAGUGGCAAGAAGAUUUACGAAAAUACAGGAGAUCCGAAGCCGGGAGAAAAAUGUGAUGCUGCUAGACGCAGGCGAUCAAUAUCAAGGAACUGUUUGGUUUAACGUCUAUAAAGGAGCCGAGGCUGCAUAUUUUAUGAAUAAACUUGGAUACGAUGCAAUGGCCCUGGGAAAUCAUGAGUUUGACAAUGGCGUAAAGGGACUAAUCAAGCCAUUUCUCCAGGAGGUGAAUUUCACAAUCCUCAGUGCUAACAUCAAAGCUGACAAGAACCUAGCCCCGCAGAUAAGUGGCCUUUAUUUGCCGUAUAAGAUAUUUAAUAUCAGCUCUGAGCGAGUGGGCGUGGUGGGAUACACAUCAAAGGAGACACCUGCUCUCUCACAGACAGGGCCGAAUUUAGUGUUUGAAGAUGAGAUUGAUGCCCUCCAGCCCCAGGUCAACAAACUCCUCACUUUGGGGGUCAACAAGAUAAUCGCCCUUGGUCACUCUGGCUUCAAAACAGACAAAGAAAUAGCCAAAAGGGUAAAGGGAGUGGAUGUGGUCAUCGGGGGACACAGUAACACUUUUCUGUAUACAGGAAAAAAGCCUUCCUCUGAGAUCCCAGCAGGUCCCUACCCUGUCAUAGUAAAGUCAGAGGACGGGCGGAAAGUUCCUGUGGUGCAGGCUUUUGCCUUUGGUAAAUAUCUGGGUUACCUCAAGGUGACGUUUGACGAGUCUGGAAAUGUUCACCAGUCAACAGGCAACCCCAUCCUGCUAAACAGCUCUAUACCACAGGACCCCCAAAUUCUUGCUGAAGUAAACGAGUGGAAAAAGGCCCUCGCAAAUUACUCCAACCAGUAUGUGGGGAGGACCCUGGUGUAUCUUAAUGGAACCUUUGAAGAGUGCAGGUUCCGUGAGUGCAACCUGGGUAACCUUAUAUGUGACGCUAUGGUACAUCACAACGUUAAGUAUCCAGAUGAGCUUAAGUGGAAUCAUGUCUCCUGCUGUAUCCUCCAAGGGGGAGGUAUACGCUCUUCCGUGGAUGAGCGCAGUAGAAAUGGUUCUAUCAUGAUGGAGGACCUUAUUUCGGUCAUGCCUUUCGGGGGCACCUUCGAUCUGGUUCUGCUGAAAGGGUCCACUCUGAGGAAAGUUUUUGAGCACUCCGUAAAGAGAUACGGACAAAACACCGGGGAAUUCCUUCAAGUGUCAGGAUUCCAUGUAGAGUACGAUAUGUCACGACCCCCAGAGAACCGCGCCACCAGUAUCAGCGUCCUGUGCACGGACUGCCGAGUGCCCCACUAUGAGCCUCUGGACGAUAACAAGGAGUACAAGGUGGUCAUGCCCUCUUACUUAGCAGAAGGUGGAGACGGAUACUCCAUGAUCAAAAACGGGAAGCUGAAACAUGACACCGGUGACAUGGACAUUGCGGUGUUGCAGCGCUACAUUACAGAGAGAAAGAAGGUGCAUCCAGCUGUAGAGGGACGUAUCAAGAUUUUCAACUCCGCUUCAGGACCAAGACACAUGAGCCUGUUGAUUUUACUGGGGUUUCUGAUGGCUUUGUCUGGGAGCCAAUGAGAGAUCAAGCUUGCUGAUGGAUAUAUUCCUCUCAUUUCAGCAUCGAAUGGACUUGCAACAUCCUCAAGGAUGUUGUGUAUAGAUACUUCACUAAUGCUCAGAUAUUUCUUUGUUAAUCCGGCAACUUGAUAUUACAUUUGGGACCACCCAUACAAGGUCCUGCAUACAUACAUUUUCUGAAUAGGGCAUUGGGCCACCACAAACAGCAUCACGGAAGAUAUUCUACAAGUGUCUGGAAAAUUAUUCGGAGGGAUCGUCUUUUUAAAAUUUUGCUUGGGGUUUUUUGAUCGUGGGGGAAACCCUGUCUCAGGCGCCUCUGCAAAAUCUCCAUAAGUGUUAAUUGUGAAACAAAAAGUAUUUGUCACUGGAGCUUCUGCCAAACAAGCCCAACAGUCACUAAGUCAGAGUUAUGUUACUCUAUAUUCUGAAAAGAAAAGGUUCUUGGGGGAGCCUUUAGGGCAUGGGUAUUCAACACUUUCCAUUCCAAGGUUCUGAGCCUGUUAGCUUUCUGUUUUAGCUCAUCAUUUAUUGCACCCACCUGGUGUCCCUGGUCCCUGAGUAGAUGGUUAAAAUGACAAAACAGUGGCGAGGGCCAGUAGAGUAUGAGGGGUACUUCACGAUAGGACUGUCACAAUAUCAGAAUGUUUAAGCGCAUUCAUUUUUUGUCCAUAGGUGACAUGAGAAACGGAUGGAAAAAUACUUUCAUCUAGUCAAUACAGCAUUAUCAUAUGUGUAUUAUUAUCAUGAUAUCAAUAUUUGAAUAUACUUCACACUGAAACUGAAGCAGAACCCAUACAAGUUCCCCUAUAUGUUUUUGAUGUGGUAGGCUGUUCAAGAGGUUUCUUUAUAAACAAUAAAAGAUAAUUCCUUUUAAA
Molecule: messenger RNA, 3335 nt
Organism: Esox lucius (northern pike)
Lineage: Eukaryota; Metazoa; Chordata; Actinopteri; Esociformes; Esocidae
Gene: nt5e
Product: 5'-nucleotidase, ecto (CD73)
Exons: 9
Coding region: 742-2460 (572 amino acids)
Biological process (GO): AMP catabolic process
Cellular component (GO): plasma membrane
Molecular function (GO): 5'-nucleotidase activity; nucleotide binding; metal ion binding
Source: RefSeq, a predicted model, not a curated record